Manihot esculenta (cassava) is the source of this 2258-nucleotide messenger RNA. Its product is annotated as bifunctional purine biosynthesis protein PurH. Gene Ontology annotation, molecular function: IMP cyclohydrolase activity; phosphoribosylaminoimidazolecarboxamide formyltransferase activity. The record is from RefSeq and is a predicted model, not a curated record. NCBI's taxonomy places the organism in Eukaryota, Viridiplantae, Streptophyta, Magnoliopsida, Malpighiales, Euphorbiaceae. Gene Ontology annotation, cellular component: cytosol. Gene Ontology annotation, biological process: 'de novo' IMP biosynthetic process. Bases 220 to 2046 code for a protein of 608 amino acids. The transcript is spliced from 13 exons.
UUCUCAUUCCCGGCCGCAGCUGGCAUCCGAAGUAUCUGUGUUUCAUAGGCCAUCGUCAUUUUCACUCUUUGAGUCACUCGGUCUCGUGUCCUUGACCGAAUCUUCGCCGUCUCACCUCCCCCAAGCCAGUAACUCGUUAUUCUCGCCGCCGUACUUGCAUGCGCAGCUUCUGCUCGGCUGCUCUGUCCUCUAGCACUAUCUCAGAAUUGCAGGAGAAGCAUGUUUGGCUUGAUUACCACCUCUGCUGCUAGCUCGUCCGCUACUGCCAACACUCUGUCCUCUCGCAUUCCCUCUGCCCUACUUCAUCAAAGAUCCAACGCCAUCGCUUUGUGCUCUCAAUUGACUUCAAUCGUGUGUGUUCAAGUUAACGGGAACUCAUCACGAUCAAGUUGUAGUGCUAUUAAAGCCAUGGCUGAGUCUCAUACCCUUUCAGUGCCAAAUAAUGAGCCUCAAACCUCUGCUUCUGGCAAUAAGCAAGCUCUUAUAUCUUUGUCUGACAAAAAGGACCUGGCUUUUCUUGGUAAUGGGCUACAAAAUUUAGGGUACACAAUUGUUUCUACAGGAGGAACAGCAUCGGCUUUAGAAAGUGUUGGGGUAUCUGUAACUAAAGUGGAGCAACUUACUUGUUUUCCUGAAAUGCUUGAUGGUCGUGUAAAAACUUUGCAUCCCACCAUCCAUGGAGGUAUUCUUGCUAGAAGGGAUCAAAAGCAUCACAUGGAAGCUCUUAAUAAACAUGGAAUUGGUACCUUCGAUGUAGUAGUGGUAAACUUGUAUCCGUUUUAUGAUAAAGUUACAUCAACUGGCCAAAUUGAGUUUGAUGAUGGAAUUGAGAACAUUGACAUUGGUGGCCCUGCAAUGAUCAGAGCUGCAGCAAAGAAUCACAAGGAUGUCUUGGUUGUCGUUGACUCUCAAGACUAUGCCGCACUGCUAGAUUUUCUCAAAGGAAACCAGGAUGAUCAGCAAUUCCGUAGAAAACUUGCCUGGAAAGCUUUUCAACAUGUCGCUUCUUAUGAUUCUGCAGUUUCUGAGUGGCUUUGGAAACAUACAGUUGGAGAUAAAUUCCCUCCCAGUCUAACGGUGCCUCUAUCGCUCAAGAGUUCUCUUCGUUAUGGUGAAAAUCCUCACCAAAAGGCUGCAUUUUAUGUGGACAAGAGUAUUUCUGAGGUUAAUGCUGGUGGUAUUGCAACAGCUAUUCAACACCAUGGGAAGGAGAUGUCAUAUAACAACUACUUAGAUGCUGAUGCUGCUUGGAAUUGUGUGUCAGAGUUUAAGAACCCUACUUGUGUUAUUGUUAAGCACACUAAUCCUUGUGGGGUAGCUUCUCGUGAUGAUAUCCUUGAAGCAUAUAGGCUGGCUGUGAAAGCUGAUCCAGUGAGUGCAUUUGGUGGCAUUGUAGCCUUUAAUAUAGAGAUUGAUGAGGCUCUUGCUAAGGAAAUCAGGGAGUUCAGAAGCCCAACUGAUGGUGAAACUCGGAUGUUUUAUGAGAUUGUGGUUGCUCCUAAGUAUACAAAAAAGGGGCUUGAGAUUCUCAAGGGAAAAUCGAAGACCUUGAGAAUCCUCGAGGCAAAAAAGAACGAACAAGGCAAGCUAUCACUGAGACAAGUUGGUGGUGGAUGGUUAGCUCAGGAUUCAGAUGACUUGACCCCCCAAGAUAUCCAAUUCAGUGUUAUGUCUGAGAAGACUCCACAAGAAAAUGAAUUUUGUGAUGCAAAGUUUGCAUGGCUGUGUGUCAAACAUGUAAAGAGCAAUGCCAUUGUAAUAGCAAAGAAUAACUGUAUGCUAGGCAUGGGAAGUGGGCAGCCAAACCGGCUGGAAAGUUUGAGAAUAGCCUUGAAGAAAGCAGGAGAUGAGGUCAAAGGAGCUGCUUUGGCUAGCGAUGCUUUCUUCCCAUUCGCUUGGAAUGAUGCAGUGGAAGAGGCAUGUGAAGCUGGGAUUGGUGUGAUUGCAGAGCCAGGUGGGAGCAUCAGGGACAAUGAUGCCAUAGACUGCUGCAACAAGCGCGGGGUUUCGUUGCUUUUUACGAAUGUGAGACACUUCAGGCACUGAGAGAUUCAGCAAUCUCGUCAUUUUUUGAGUUAUAAGCCUUGCGCGUAGAGCCCUUGCAACACAGACAGUUGCAAUGUGUAACUAAUAAUGUACUGUAAGAGUUUUAGAUAUUUUCCUUUCAAUAUCUUGAGAAUAAUAGUUUUGUUCCGAGAUUAAGACAUGUUGGAAAUUCUCAAAAAUAUUGUAUGUAUAAUAAAGGACUAAGUUCAGCA